GACUGCGCGUGCGCCGGUGUCCCGGUAUAGGCUCGGAGUGAGGCCUCUGUCCUCCGAGCUUCGUACGUUCAGCGGGCCUCUGCUCUCAUGUCUCCCCGGCUGUUGAGGCUGGUUUCCGGCUCGGACUCUGCGGUUCUCUGACUCCCUGUUCGCGGUGUAUUGGUUCUCGGAUGGCGGCGAUGCUCUGGCUGGGAGCGGCGGCGGCGGUCCUCUGCCUGGUGCCCGGCUCCCUGGGAGGCGCAGGCCGGCUCUACACGGAGGAGGACCCGCUGGUGAUCCUGAGCAGCGACAGCCUGAAGUCCGCCGUCACUAACUCGUCCUCGGCCUGGCUCAUCCAGUUCUUCUCGUCCUGGUGCGGACACUGCAUCCAGUACUCCAGCACAUGGAAGGCUCUGGCCCAGGACGUGAAAGACUGGCAGGACGCCAUCAGCGUGGGUGUGUUGGACUGCGCUCAGGAGGAAAACUUUGACGUCUGUAAGGACUACAGCAUCAAGUUCUACCCCACCUUCAAGUUCUUCUGGGCCCACAGCCCACCAUCGGAGCGAGGGACGACCUACAGAGGUGCCGACCGGGCGAUCCCGUCUGUCCGUCAGCUGAUGGUGAACGUCCUGCAGAACCACACUAAUCUGGACCGGCCCAACCACUGCCCUCCUUUGGAGCCCUACAGCGCUGCUCAACUGCUGCCUCUGCUGGGUCAAAGGUCAGAUCACUACACGGCCAUCCUGGUGGAGGAACCGGACUCGUACGUGGGGCGAGAGGUGAUCCUGGACCUGCUGCAGUAUUUGGGUGUGCAGGUGAAGAGAGCUCUGAGCUCUGAUCGCCCCCUGGUGGACGCUCUGAAGCUCACUGCCUUCCCUUCCAUCUACCUGCUUCAUCCCAAUGGGACACAUGCACACCUGCACAGCGAGAAGCCGCUGCGUUUCUUCUUCUCCUCCUUGCUGAGGACGUUACCUGGAGUCCAGCGCCGUUUGAAGUCGAGCAGCACCAGCAGUUCCGGUGCGAGCCAGGUGGGGGCGCUGCCAGGCAAACAGACCACAGAACCAUGGAGGGACUUUGACAAGUCUAAGGUGUACACGGCCGACCUGGAGACGGCCCUCCACUACCUGCUGAGGGUCGAGCUGGCUACCCAUAAUACACUGGAGGGGGAGGAGCUAAAGAUCUUCAAGGACUUGGUGACUUUAGUGGCAAAGGUAACCACGGCAAGCAGAGCAGCUUUGCAUAACUGCUCUCUGAGCGACGACCCCCUCUUCCCUAAAGCUCCAUGGCCAAGCCCCUCCCUCUGCGCUUCCUGCCACGAGGAGAAAAACGGCGUCCACGUCUGGAACCAGGACAACGUCCUCCGCUUUCUACGACAACACUACGCCGCCUCCAACCUGUCCCCCGAGUACUCCGUGACCCCCCCUCGACCUCCUGCUCCUCCAGUUCCCAAGGAGCACGAAGGAGGCGCGAGGAGCGACUCGGAGAAGAAGUCCUCCACCCAGACUCCUCGUCCGGGACGCCAGGCUGUGAAGGGGGAGGAGAGGAGGGAGGCGGUGGGUGUGGCUGGAGGAGGGGGCGGAGUCUGGCUUCUGGGCUUUAACAGCGUGGACAUGAGUCUGUGUGUGGUGCUGUACGUGUGCUCCUGCCUCUUCCUCAUGCUCCUCUUCUUCUUCUUCAAAGUGCGAUCCAGGAGGUGGAAGCUCCGCUCCUCCCGCCUCCACGUCUGACCCGGUGGGUGGAGCCAGGACCAGAGCUGGUUCUGGUUCAGGGCUGAUUUCAGCUGUUUCUCAUAGACUGAUCGGCGCCUGAUCAGGUGAUGGCAGGAGGUCAAAUGUGAGCGGCACAAACAAAGUGAUGUUUGUCUGUGGAGGCGGAGCUGAACGCUUCCUCUCGCCGGGAACACGAGCGAUGAAGAACGAGCUCUGUGGACGAAGACCCACGACGUGUAACUGACCCCGAGAAUUAUCUUAAAUGUGACAGACUCUGGUCCUUCUGGGGUCGAGCGACCAGAGCCGAGGAGUCCGUCCCGACGGAGCCGAGAUAAAAACCUGAACCGCAGUCAGCCCUGAACCAAAGCACAACCAGCCCUGGUUCUGGAUUUACUCGCUCGUAUGUGGACACCCGUCUGGACUCUCAGGUCUGACUGUAUUUAUUUUUACCUGUCGAACUCCUCUGGACCCUCUGACCAGGUGUGUGAGACCUGGACAAGCUGCUGUGGGCUGGGGUCAUUUCCCAGAAUCCCACAGGAGGACCUGAGGGUAGACCCUUAACAGCCUGGACGUGACAGUAUCAAAGUGAGUUCACUUUGUGCCAAACCUUUAACCUGCUGACAGAAGACACACCUGUCCUCUCAGGCCCCGCCCACUCCCCACUCCAUGUGUGUGUGUGUGCUGUUGUAUGUCUGUGUUUGUGAGGACUUUGUAAAUUGUAGGCUUUGUGAGGACACCGUAGGAGGGAAACCCGUCCCGAUAAACUGAUGACUGAUUGUAGUUUUGAAGUGAUUCUUGUUUAUCACUUUAAUUUAUUUCCUGUAAAUAAUUCGAACCCCGAAGGCCCAGAGUGAGUUUGUUUUCUACUAAACAACCAAAAUGAUGAAGCACAUGUGAAAGCCGUGUUUACCGGUUGUAUAAAUGUUUGUUUGUUCCAGAUUAUUUUCUUCAAAUAAAAUCAAACUGCUGAAA
This is a messenger RNA of Neolamprologus brichardi, 2660 nucleotides long. NCBI's taxonomy places the organism in Eukaryota, Metazoa, Chordata, Actinopteri, Cichliformes, Cichlidae. The record is from RefSeq and is a predicted model, not a curated record.